This is a messenger RNA of Mus pahari (shrew mouse), 313 nucleotides long. Its product is annotated as serine protease inhibitor Kazal-type 7. The coding region runs from base 56 to 313 and encodes 85 amino acids. The transcript has 4 exons. The record is from RefSeq and is a predicted model, not a curated record. NCBI's taxonomy places the organism in Eukaryota, Metazoa, Chordata, Mammalia, Rodentia, Muridae. Gene Ontology annotation, molecular function: protein binding.
UUCGGCUUCAAGCCAGUCUCACAUCACUAGCCUCUGCAUCACAGACUUCUCCACCAUGAAGCUUGUUGGUGGUCUCCUGCUGCUCUUCGCAGCAACCUAUUUCUGCAACUGCUCUGAAGUUACCAGCCAUCCUUCAGCAACAGUGGACUGUGACAUAUACAAGAAGUAUCCAGUGGUGGCCAUCCCUUGCCCCAUUGUAAACAUACCAGUUUGUGGAUCUGACUAUAUCACUUAUGGGAAUAAAUGCAAGUUGUGUACAGAGAUCUUGAGAAGCAAUGGAAAAAUCCAGUUUCUUCAUGAAGGGCACUGCUGA